AUAAGAGAAAUUGAAGUUGGGAGACAGUACGAGAGAGAGAAGAGAAAGAGAGAGAGGGAGCAACAGAGAGAUGGUGAAGGUGACCUUGAAGGGUUCAUACGUAGUGAAGCCACUAAAACCGACACCAAUUCACCGGCUUGGUCUAUCUCCAAUUGAUCAGAUCAAGUCUUGGACUACUGAGACUGUUUACUUCUACAGACCUAAUGGCCAACCCAACUUCUUCUCGGCAGAAACCAUGAAGACUGCACUAAGUCAAGCCCUGGUGGAAUUCUACCCACUCGCGGGACGUAUUGAGAAGGACAAGGACGGCGGUCUAGAACUCAACUGCAAUGAGAAAGGUGCUCUGUUCGUGGAAGCUGAGUCUGAUUCCUGCAUUGACGACUUGAGCAACUUCAUGCCAACUCCAGAGCUGAGUAAACUAGUUCCUUACGCUAAUUAUAACGGGACCCAAAUCAACGAAUGGCCACCGUUGGCGGUGCAAAUCACAUUCUUUCGAUGUGGUGGCAUCUGCUUAGGCAUGGGGAUAUCACACGUAGUAGCAGAUGGAGCAGCGUCAAUGCUGUUCAUUACUACAUGGGCCCAAAUGGCUCGUUCCAACAUAGUAGAUCCAGAGUUGACGCCAUUUCUUGAUAGGGCUGUUCUACAUCCUAGAGUUCAGAAUGAGGAGGACACGCCCAAGUUCGACCACAUAGAGUACAAGCGACCACCAAUGUUGGUGGGUCAAGUGGACGAGAUGGAGGAGCAGAAGAAGGAAACCACUGUGGCUGUACUAAAGCUGAGCUCUGACCAAGUAGAGCUCCUGAAGAGAGUAGCUAAUGAAGGACGAGAAAAAAAUGGCAACGUAGAUAAUCGUGAGUACAGCCGGUACGAGUCCUUGGCGGGUCACAUAUGGAGAUGUGCGUCCAAGGCGAGAGGAUUGGUGAAUGACCAAGAGACCAAGGUACAAGUUUCAGUCGACUGUCGUCGUCGCUUACGACCAGCUUUUCCGGCCAAUUACUUUGGAAAUGCAACGUUCCCAACAACUCCAAUGGCGAAGGCUGGCGACCUAAUAUCAAAGCCGCUCAGUUACGCUGCCGGCAAGAUUAGAGAAAGUAUAAAGAGGAUGACAGAUGAGUAUGUUCGAUCGGCCAUUGACUUUUUAGGAAGUUAUCGUGAUUUGAGUCGAUUCAGACUUGGAGCACGCUACUGGUGCCCUAAUUUGGCCAUCACAAGCUGGGUAGGGCUAUCAUUGUAUACGGCGGACUUUGGGUGGGGCCAGCCGUUCCACAUGGGUCCCGCCACUGUGAGGCCAGAUGGCAAGGCAUUCUUGGUGUCAGCAGAAAAUGGGGGCAUCAUCAUAUAUUUGCGAUUACAAACAGAGCAUGUGGUCAAGUUCAAAGAAUUACUCUAUCAGGGCCUUUAGAGCAGGGAGCAGCAUGCAUACCACAGAGAGCUUACAUAUAGAUAGUUUCUUCGAUUCUGUGCAUGUAAAUGAAGGGGGUGCCAUUCGACCAUCUCACCUAUGAGUACGUCCGGUCGGCCAUUGAUUUUCUGGGAAAUCAACGAGAUUGGAGUCAAUUCAGGACAUCGUUUCAUUUGGUAGACGCAAAGGCCAAGCUGGGAGCAUACUAUGGGUGCCCUAAUGUAGCCAUCACGAUCUGGAUAGGGCUGCCACUGUACACGACGGACUUCGGGUGGGGCCAACCAUUCCAUAUGGGCCCGACCUCCCUAGGGGCGGACGGCAAGGCGUACGUGAUCUCGACGGAGGAUGAUGGCAUCAUCGUGUAUCUGCGAUUGCAGACGGAGCACAUUGACAAAUUCAAGGAAUUGUUUUAUGAGGGUCUUUAAGUUGUUAAGUAAUUGGGUAUGUUCUUUAUGUCUAUGUUUAUGUUCUAGUAGAUGUUGAUGAUGAAAAUAAGUGGCGGUGCAUAUAUAUGUGAUAUUUUGUGUA
Nelumbo nucifera (sacred lotus) is the source of this 1930-nucleotide messenger RNA. The record is from RefSeq and is a predicted model, not a curated record. NCBI's taxonomy places the organism in Eukaryota, Viridiplantae, Streptophyta, Magnoliopsida, Proteales, Nelumbonaceae.